Nymphaea colorata (pocket water lily) is the source of this 892-nucleotide messenger RNA. Its product is annotated as AP-2 complex subunit sigma. NCBI's taxonomy places the organism in Eukaryota, Viridiplantae, Streptophyta, Magnoliopsida, Nymphaeales, Nymphaeaceae. Gene Ontology annotation, molecular function: clathrin-cargo adaptor activity. The record is from RefSeq and is a predicted model, not a curated record. Bases 212 to 640 code for a protein of 142 amino acids. Gene Ontology annotation, cellular component: AP-2 adaptor complex; intracellular membrane-bounded organelle. The transcript is spliced from 6 exons. Gene Ontology annotation, biological process: clathrin-dependent endocytosis; protein transport.
CAGACGAUGCGACGUUUAUUCUUUUUCAUCUUAGAGACAUGUUUCUCUAUUCUUUCCCGUCCGACAAGUGAUUGUGUUCAAACCACCGUCACUGGCGACCGGCGCGGAGGAUUCUGACAACGACCGGCGAACUUGAGGAACUGGGAUCGUUUUCUGUUUCUUUAUCGUUCCCUUUUGGAGGAGGAAUUCGUUCUGCGGGGAAACCAGAAAAAUGAUCCGGUUCAUUCUGCUUCAGAAUAGGCAAGGGAAGACGCGCCUGGCGAAGUACUACGUGCCGUUGGAAGAAUCUGAGAAACACAAGGUCGAGUAUGAGGUCCAUCGUCUGGUAGUCAACAGAGAUCCCAAAUUCACCAAUUUUGUCGAGUUUCGCACACACAAGGUCAUCUACAGGCGGUAUGCUGGACUGUUCUUUUCAAUGUGUGUUGAUAUCACAGAUAAUGAACUGGCAUACUUGGAGUGCAUUCAUUUAUUUGUUGAAAUAUUGGAUCAUUUCUUCAGCAAUGUUUGUGAGCUGGAUUUGGUCUUUAAUUUUCACAAGGUAUAUCUGAUACUGGAUGAGUUUAUCCUUGCUGGUGAAUUGCAAGAGACAAGCAAAAGGGCUAUCAUUGAGAGGAUGGGAGAGCUGGAGAGGCAAGAGUGAGGAUCUGUAUUGCUUAUUUCUUGACAUCCUUAUCCGUCCUCACACGGCUGCGAGGUGGCAAAACAGUACCAGUACUUUUCGCGACGGAGCUUGUUUCAUUAGAAAUUGAUGCCUUUUGUGGAUAUAGGUUGGACAGUCUUUUUUGGGGUGGAAUUGAUCGAUCAUGUAAUGGAUCGUGUUUAAUGGAUCAUGUUCAUUGUAUUUUUGGAUGUCUUAUCCUGAGACUUGUGUAUGUACAAGUUUGCGAUGGUC